This is a messenger RNA of Capsella rubella, 849 nucleotides long. RefSeq names its product vacuolar iron transporter homolog 2.1. The record is from RefSeq and is a predicted model, not a curated record. The coding region runs from base 42 to 701 and encodes 219 amino acids. Gene Ontology annotation, cellular component: membrane. The transcript is spliced from 2 exons. Gene Ontology annotation, biological process: intracellular manganese ion homeostasis. Gene Ontology annotation, molecular function: manganese ion transmembrane transporter activity; iron ion transmembrane transporter activity. NCBI's taxonomy places the organism in Eukaryota, Viridiplantae, Streptophyta, Magnoliopsida, Brassicales, Brassicaceae.
UAAGUAAGCAUCACUACUGAUCAGUAUACUAAUCCCACACAAUGACUUCCAACGUUCAGCUUUCAGAAACAAGCAGCCCAAGGAAUCAGAAAAGCCGUCCGAGAGCUGAGAAGGAGGAAGUUGACUACAUGCAGAGAGCUCAGUGGCUUAGAGCUGCCUUGCUUGGAGCCAACGAUGGUCUUGUCACAGUUGCGUCCCUCAUGAUGGGUGUUGGUUCUAUCAAAGAAGAUGUCAAAGCAAUGCUGCUCGUUGGUUUUGCCGGCCUUGUAGCUGGUGCUUGUAGUAUGGCCAUUGGAGAGUUUGUGUCUGUGUGUACUCAAAGAGAUAUUGAAACUGCGCAGAUGAAGAGAAAUAUUGAGAACAAGACAUCAUUAUCAGCAAUAGACGAGCAAGAGGAGGAAGAGAAGAAUGAACGGUUGCCAAAUCCGGGACAAGCAGCAAUUGCAUCAGCUUUAGCGUUUUCAGUUGGGGCAGCAAUGCCGCUUUUGUCUGCUGUGAUCAUAGAGAAUCAUAAGGUAAGAAUGGUGGUGGUAGCGGUCGUGGCCACCAUAGCAUUGAUUGUGUUUGGAGUAACCGGUGCGGUCUUGGGAAAGACAAGUGUGGUUAAGUCAAGUGUUAGGGUGGUGAUUGGUGGUUGGAUGGCUAUGGCUCUUACCUUUGCUCUCACUAAGUUCAUUGGCUCCGCAGCCAUGCAAAUCUAAAGGCUCUUUUCAGUAGUCUUAUGCAUCACAAAGUAGUAGUGUCUUGCGUUAUGUUUGUGUUACAAUCAUUAAGGGAGAUAUACAUGUGAUGUAGACUAUGUAAUGCACAACAAAAACCGAAGAAGUCAAUAAAUGGUUUGUUUAUCUA